AUGAAGUCCCUCUACCCUACCGCCCGCCGUGCGGCUGUGACUUACCAGCUGCACGGCUGCACAAUCCACGAGCCGUACAACUACCUCGAGGAGCCAUCCAAUGCCGAGACGAAGGAGUUUGUGCGGCAACAAAACGAUGCAUUUGAGACCUACAUGAAGUCUUCUCACGAGACGCGAACCAAGAUAGCGGAGCGCGUGACGGCGAUGCUUAACUACGCGCGUACAAGCAACCCCAGCCUGCAUGCCAGCAAGUACUACUACCAUUACAACACGGGCCUGCAAAACCAAAGCGUCAUCAUGCAAGCAACAUCACUCAGGGACGACAAGCCAUCUGUCUUUCUCGACCCAAACACACUCAGCGCCGACGGCACCACUGCGCUCAAGGCCCAUGCGUGGAGUGAGAACGAAGAGAUGUUUGCCUACAGCCUGAGCGACAAGGGCAGCGACUGGCAGUACAUUCACGUGCUCAACGCGAAGACGAGGGAGCGGCUUCCGGACAAGCUGAACUGGUCAAAGUUCUCCGACAUCUCGUGGUGGAGGAAUGAGGGCUUCUUCUACCAACGCUACCCCGAGCUGAGUGAGGAGGUCGACAAGGGUGCCGAGACAGACUUGUCACAGAAUCAGUACGUGUGCUUCCACAAGGUAGGCACUGCACAGUCGGAGGAUGUGGUCAUUCUGCAGGUUCCCGAACACCCCCAGUGGAUCCUGGCGUCCAAGGUAACAGACGACCAGGAGUACCUCGUCAUCAGCGCCAUGGAUGGAUGUGAGCCGCACAACCUUAUUUGGAUUGCGAAACUGCCCGCCUCUUACGGCGACCUGCAGAGGCCGCUGGCGUUCAACAAGGUGGUGAACACGUUCGUCGGCGAGUACCGCUACCUCGGCAACGAGGGCAAGACGUUUUACAUGACGAGCACGAAGGAAGCCCCACGUAAAAAAAUUAUCUCCCUUGAGUUUGACACUGCUGAGGAAGUCGAUCUCGUUCCUCAGCAGCAGUCGGUGCUGAGCAUGGCUGCGCUUGUGAAGGACACGCUGCUCAUGGUCUACCUUGAGGACGUCAAGGAUGUAUUGUACUACCGAAAGCUGCACGAGGUAGCGGAGAUGACGAAGAUAGACCUGCCGGUUGGCACUGUCACCUCCUUAUUUGCCAGCUACAAGAAGGACUUCGUCUCUUUCAAAAUCUCCUCGUUCAUGUUGCCCGGUCGCUCCUAUGUGAUGGACAUCAACGACCCGCAGGGUUCACUGACUGUCUACAGAGACGACACGGUGGACGACCUCAACGUCGACGACUACGCCACUGAGCAGCGCUUUUACGAAUCCGUGGAUGGCACAAAGAUUCCGAUGUUUAUCGUGUACAAGAAGGGGUCCCUGUCUGCCAGCUCGCCAGUGAUGUUGUACGGCUACGGUGGCUUCGGCAUUUCGCUGACCCCUAGUUUUAAGGCGUCAUACAUCGUCUUUCUGCAGAAUCUCGGCGGUGUUCUCGCAAUUCCGAACAUACGCGGCGGCGGCGAGUACGGCCAGUCGUGGCACGACUUCGGGCGCCUCACGAAGAAGCAAAACUGUUUCAGCGAUUUCAUCAGCGCCGCGAAACACCUCCACGACAAUGGCAUCGGUUCCCCUGCCACGACGGCCAUCAUGGGCGCCUCCAAUGGUGGCCUCCUCGUCGCUGCCUGCGCUAACCAGGCCCCUGAGGCGUUCUCGUGCGUCGUGUGCCAAGUCGGCGUCCUGGACAUGCUCAAGUUUCACAAAUUCACCAUCGGUCAUGCUUGGAUCCCAGAGUACGGCAACCCAGACAAGGUGGAGGACUUUAAAGUGUUGGAGAAGUUUAGCCCCAUCCACAAUGUACGCACUGGCGUCAAGUACCCGGCGAUCCUCGUGGUGACCAGCGACCACGAUGAUCGUGUGGUGCCGCUGCAUUCGCUGAAGUACGUUGCCACGCUGCAGCACACGAACCCGGAGUUGGGUGGUCCCUUCCUGGCGCGUGUGGAGGUGGCUGCAGGUCACGGCUUUGGCAAGCCCAUCAGCAAGACCAUCGAGGAGACUUCUGACAUGUACGCCUUCAUGGCGAAGAGCAUUGGCGCGACAUGGCACGACUGA
Molecule: messenger RNA, 2094 nt
Organism: Leishmania braziliensis MHOM/BR/75/M2904
Lineage: Eukaryota; Euglenozoa; Kinetoplastea; Trypanosomatida; Trypanosomatidae
Product: putative prolyl oligopeptidase
Exons: 1
Coding region: 1-2094 (697 amino acids)
Biological process (GO): proteolysis
Cellular component (GO): cytosol
Molecular function (GO): oligopeptidase activity; serine-type endopeptidase activity
Source: RefSeq, a predicted model, not a curated record